Molecule: messenger RNA, 995 nt
Organism: Austrofundulus limnaeus
Lineage: Eukaryota; Metazoa; Chordata; Actinopteri; Cyprinodontiformes; Rivulidae
Product: prospero homeobox protein 1
Exons: 2
Coding region: 54-545 (163 amino acids)
Biological process (GO): regulation of transcription by RNA polymerase II
Cellular component (GO): nucleus
Molecular function (GO): DNA-binding transcription factor activity, RNA polymerase II-specific; RNA polymerase II cis-regulatory region sequence-specific DNA binding
Source: RefSeq, a predicted model, not a curated record
CUGUUAGGAUUAUAAGAGGUUCAUGCAGGUUGACCCCAACAUAUAAAGACAACAUGACAAAAGUGUUUGUUCACUUUAUUUGGUUUAAUUUUUCAAAUACAGACAACACAUUUUCGUCUCACAUAAACACCACAACAUCAUCAUCAUCUCACUCACCUGCCUGCUCCGUGUAUCGUCCUCAGUUUACGCGCUGCAUCACCUCCCAGCUCAUCAAGUGGUUCAGUAACUUCAGGGAGUUCUACUACAUCCAGAUGGAGAAGUUCGCCAGAAACGCUCUGCUGGAAGGUGUGGCGGACGUGAGGGACCUGACUGUGGACAGAGAAUCGGAACUUUUCAGAGCUCUCAACGUGCACUACAACAAAGCCAACGACUUCCAGGUCCCUGAGAGAUUCCUGGAAGUGGCUGAGAUUACACUGAGGGAGUUUUACAUCGCAAUUUCGGUGGGCAAAGAUCAUGAUCCAUCCUGGAAGAAAACCAUCUACAAGGUGAUCUGCAAACUGGACAGUGAUGUGCCCCCAGAAUUUAAAAGAAAUUACUCUGAAUAAACCAAACAAGGAACAGUGUCUGCCACAAACGCUAAGAAAAUGUGGACUUACUUUCUUGAAAAGUGAUCAAAUCAAAAAGUUCAAAUGUAAGAAUCAUCUAAAACUGACCAUUUACAAGCAGCCAACAUCAGCAUUUAUGCAAGUUAUUAGGCUAUUUUAUUGGUACAAUUUAAAGUUGUAGACCCUAAAUACUGCGUGUUUCUGGCCAGUCUUUUUUGUGUGGCUUGCAAAACUAUUGUAGGCCACACAUUUUGUUGCCCACCUCCACACACAAUACUUGCCUCAGACCAUCUUGAAAGCCCCUCCCACAUUUGUUUUUAAUCUACUGACCUAGUUUUAAAGGGAUCCAUGAUUACUUGCAAAGUAGACAUUGUUUAACAUUUACUUAUACUGUAAAAUAGACUAAAAACACUGUAGGCGGUUCAGUUUUAACACAUUUAAACAUACAUA